AUGGAGCCCGUCCCAGCAUUCCCAAUAUACCCAGACCUCAAAGGUAAGACUGCUCUUCUGAUGGGAAUCGGACAGACAAAGGUCCCAAACUCCACAACAUGGGGAAACGGAGCCGCCACCGCCCGGAUCCUGGCCCAUAACGGCGUCAAGUUAUUCGGCUGCGACAUCAACCUCGAAGCCGCGAAUUAUACUGCCACUCGACUACGCGACGAGGUAUCAGGAUGUCUCGUCGAAGUGACCACCGCAGAUGUCACCAAGGAGGACGACGUAAAAGAAGCCGUGCGCAAGAUGGUGGCCGACCCGCGUUUCGGUCGAAUAGACCUGCUGAUCAACAACGUCGGAAUGACGGCCAUCGGUGACCCAGCAAGCAUGCCCUCGGACGCCUUCCAAGCCCAACUCACCCUGAACCUCACCUCGGUGCACCACGCCGUGCACGCCGCCCUCCCCAUCAUGACCUCGCAGACCCCACGCGGCGGAGGCGCCGGAAGCGCCAUCGUCAACAACGCCUCCCUCACCGCCCUCCGCUACAUCGGCAAGCCGCAGAUCGGCUACGCGGCCGCCAAAGCCGGCCUGCUGAACUACACGCGCCACCUCUCCGCCAUGUACGCCGCGCAGGGGAUCCGCGCAAAUUCCGUCGUGCCGGGCAUCAUCUGGACGCCCUUGGUGGAGAAUCUGGGGAACUCAGAGAGGGAGGCCGAUCGUCAGGUGUGCGAGUCGAUUAGGAAGACGGGCGAGCUGGCGCCGUUGGGCCGCAUGGGGCGGCCGGAGGACGUGGCUAAUGCGGUGGCGUUCCUGUGCUCGGGUGUCGCGGCGGGAUUUAUUACGGGCCAGGAGAUUGUGGUUGAUGGGGGGUUGACUUCGUGUACUGCGUUUUGA
Cyphellophora europaea CBS 101466 is the source of this 876-nucleotide messenger RNA. RefSeq lists its product as uncharacterized. The record is from RefSeq and is a predicted model, not a curated record. The transcript has 2 exons. NCBI's taxonomy places the organism in Eukaryota, Fungi, Ascomycota, Eurotiomycetes, Chaetothyriales, Cyphellophoraceae. Bases 1 to 876 code for a protein of 291 amino acids. Gene Ontology annotation, molecular function: oxidoreductase activity, acting on the CH-OH group of donors, NAD or NADP as acceptor.